This is a messenger RNA of Pararge aegeria (speckled wood butterfly), 3244 nucleotides long. It is a transcript of the gene Prp5, whose product is annotated as probable ATP-dependent RNA helicase DDX46. Gene Ontology annotation, molecular function: ATP binding; nucleic acid binding; RNA helicase activity. Gene Ontology annotation, cellular component: nucleus. The record is from RefSeq and is a predicted model, not a curated record. NCBI's taxonomy places the organism in Eukaryota, Metazoa, Arthropoda, Insecta, Lepidoptera, Nymphalidae. The coding region runs from base 184 to 3207 and encodes 1007 amino acids. The transcript is spliced from 18 exons. Gene Ontology annotation, biological process: mRNA splicing, via spliceosome.
UAGUCUGACAUGUGUAUCACUGAAAUUUUGUGCUUCAUGUUUUUCCUGACUAUUUUGUAACUUUAUUCACAAAAAUGCCUAUGGUUGUUCUCUUUAAUUAACCUUAUUAAACUACUAUUUAACGGCAUUUUUAAAUUUGUGUAUAUCAGCUGUAAUUUGUACAUUGAAUGCAAUAGUGUAAAUAUGGUUAGGAGUGGGAGAGACAGAGAUAGGGAUCGUGACCGCAGGCGCUCUAAAAGUCGGUCAGCGACCCCGGACCGAAAACGCAGGCGUUCCCGUUCUAGAAGUAGAGACCGCAGUUCAAAAGUAUCGAAGAGGAAGCGUAGUCGCAGCAGGGAGAGAGAUUCGAAACGCGACCGUAGUAGAGAUCGCGAUAGAGAUCGCAAAAGUGAUAAAAGAGAUGACAAGAGGAAUGGAUCAAGCAAGUCUCGGAAGAAGACUCCAGAUAGAGACAGGGAUAGGGAUAAAGACAGAUCCAAAUCAAAGGAAAAAACUGUUAAGUCAGAAGAUUAUAACCCAGGGACAGCUGACAAGGAAGAAGAGCAAAGCAGGUUGGAAGCAGAAAUGCAAAAAAGGCGAGAUCGCAUUGAGCGUUGGAGAGCAGAACGCAAACGUAAAGAGAUAGAGUCAGCUAAGAAAGAGGUGCAAAAGGGAAGUAUUGUAACUAAUAUCCAAUUGCCUACUGCCAAAAAGUGGUCUUUAGAGGAUGACUCUGGUGAUGAAGGUGAAGAUGGUGAAGGUAAGGAAAAGGAAAAGGCUGAAGAGAAAAUAGAGGUAGAAGAUGAAAUAGACACAUUAGAUGCUUACAUGCAAGAAGUGCAACAAGAAGUCAGAAAGGUUAAUGAAUUGGAUCAGGCAAGAGGCAUCAUCAGUGUGCCGUCUACUGGCGGUGGUACCGGUGUUGUUAUUCUCACUGGAACCGCUAAGAAGAAAGUCACUGAACAAAAGAAUAAAGGGGAAUUAAUAGAACAGAAUCAGGACGGUCUAGAAUAUUCUUCUGAAGAAGAAACCGAAGAUAUUAAAGACGCGGCAGCAAACCUCGCUUCCAAACAGAGGAAAGAACUCGCCAAAGUGGACCAUUCCAGUUUAACUUACAUGCCUUUUAGGAAAGCAUUUUACACAGAGGUAAGCGAACUAGCUCGGAUGUCACUAGAAGAAGUGGAAGCUUAUAGAACCGAAUUAGAAGGCAUUCGUGUCAAAGGCAAAGGUUGCCCUAAGCCAAUCAAAUCCUGGGCACACUGUGGGAUCAGUAAAAAGGAGCUCGAGAUAUUGAAGAAGCUUGGCUUCGAGAAACCCACGCCUAUUCAGGCUCAAGCCAUUCCCGCUAUUAUGUCAGGAAGAGACCUCAUUGGCAUUGCCAAAACCGGUUCUGGCAAAACUCUAGCCUUCAUACUGCCAAUGUUCCGGCAUGUCCUGGACCAAAAUCCGCUGGAGGACACUGAUGGACCAAUAUCCCUUAUAAUGACGCCUACCAGAGAAUUGUGUAUGCAGAUCGGAAAGGAUAUAAGGAAGUUUGCGAAGUCUCUGGGAUUGCGAGUGGUUUGUGUGUACGGCGGCACUGGGAUAUCGGAACAGAUUGCGGAACUGAAGCGCGGUGCUGAGAUGAUAGUUUGCACUCCGGGGCGAAUGAUUGACAUGCUGGCCGCUAACUCGGGCCGCGUUACCAAUUUGCGCAGAGUCACCUAUAUCGUGUUGGACGAAGCGGAUCGAAUGUUCGAUAUGGGCUUUGAACCGCAGGUAAUGAAGAUUAUCGACAAUGUCCGGCCCGACAGGCAAACUGUGAUGUUCAGUGCUACGUUCCCGCGGCAGAUGGAAGCUCUCGCUAGACGAAUUCUGCAGAAACCUAUCGAAGUUCAGGUGGGUGGCCGCAGCAUAGUGUGCAAGGAAGUAGAACAGCACGUGGCAAUUUUAGAAGACGACGCGAAAUUCUUUAAACUUCUAGAAAUAUUGGGACUGUACAGUCAGAUGGGCAGUAUCAUUGUGUUCGUAGACAAGCAAGAAAAUGCUGACAGUCUUCUCAAGGACUUAAUGAAAGCUUCGUAUCCUUGUAUGAGUUUGCAUGGGGGUAUUGAUCAAUUCGACAGGGACUCUACGAUCGUGGACUUCAAAUCGGGCAAGGUGAAGUUGCUGGUCGCCACUAGCGUCGCGGCCCGCGGGCUUGACGUAAAACAAUUGGUGCUGGUCGUCAACUACGAUUGCCCAAAUCACUACGAAGAUUAUGUGCACAGAUGCGGUCGAACCGGCCGCGCCGGUAACAAGGGUUACGCGUGGACCUUCCUCACUCCGGAGCAAGGUCGAUACGCCGGCGACGUUUUGCGUGCCUUCGAACUAGCGGGCACCAACGCGCCGCCGGAGUUGAGACAACUGUGGGAGACUUACAAGGAAGCGCAAGAGAAAGAUGGGAAGAAAGUACAUUCUGGGGGUGGUUUUAGCGGAAAAGGUUUCAAGUUCGAUGAGUCUGAAGCACAAGCGGCCACAGAGAGGAAGAAGUAUCAAAAGGCGGCUUUGGGCCUUCAAGAUUCAGACGACGAAGACGUGGAAGGCGAUCUCGACCAACAGAUCGAAACUAUGCUCGCUGCUAAGAAAAUCGUUAAAGAAAUAAAGCCUGGUCUUGCCAAUGCCACGCCGCCAACAGCUGCAGGCGCUUUGGGUACCGAUGGAAAACUUGAAUUGGCAAAGCGACUGGCAUCUCGUAUUAACAUUGCCAAGGGAUUGGGCGUCGAACAGAAGGGUGCCACACAGCAGGCAGCCGAAGCUAUCCUUAAGGGUGCACCUUCUGCGCACACGCUUAUUACGGCGAAGACAGUAGCAGAGCAGCUAGCGGCGAAAUUGAAUACGCGUCUCAACUACCAGCCACGUGAUGAAAGCGCCAACGAACCGGCCGAAGAGGUGUUCCGGAAGUACGAGACAGAACUGGAAAUCAACGACUUCCCGCAGCAAGCGCGUUGGCGUGUCACUAGCAAGGAGGCGUUAGCGUUGAUCAGCGAGUAUUCCGAAGCGGGUAUCACAGUUCGCGGCACUUAUGUCCCGCCGGGCAAAGCGCCGCCAGAAGGCGAGCGGAAGCUGUAUUUAGCAAUUGAGAGUUCCCAAGAGCUAGCGGUCGCCAAAGCAAAGUCUGAAAUCACUCGACUGAUCAAGGAAGAGCUGCUCAAACUGCAAACCUCAGCGCAUCACAUGGUCAACAAAGCUAGAUAUAAGGUCCUUUAAAUGUUCGAGGGAAAUUAUAGUUUGACGUAUCUUUUAA